Molecule: messenger RNA, 2188 nt
Organism: Paramacrobiotus metropolitanus
Lineage: Eukaryota; Metazoa; Tardigrada; Eutardigrada; Parachela; Macrobiotidae
Exons: 2
Coding region: 238-1821 (527 amino acids)
Biological process (GO): protein ubiquitination; modification-dependent protein catabolic process
Cellular component (GO): cytoplasm; nucleus
Molecular function (GO): protein tag activity; ubiquitin protein ligase binding
Source: RefSeq, a predicted model, not a curated record
GCUGAAUCAAAGCUUCACGUGUGCGCUCACACACGGCAGCGAUGCAGCCGGGGAAAGAGAUAAACGGUACUAAAGGGAGGGGAAAGAGAUGGCGUUUGCCUUGUACCCAUUAUUCAGAUUGCUGCUGUCGAUCAUCAGUUUCGUGAAGAAGGUUGCCAGUUUGCACCACUGAAGGUUUCGAGCGACAAACACUUGCAAGUCAUUUCGCAGAGAGUAGUCGGGAGUGCCUCGACUAAAAUGGGUGACGCUCUUCCCCGAGGCGCUACGCCUAAUUUCUGUUUCGUGGACAGAGUGGCUGAUACGGAAGAUCAGUUCGUGGACAUGUUGAAGAAUUGUCGCAAGCAGAUUUCGGAAUCCGGGAAGACGCAGGGUGCUGUCAUCACUUGCUGCGCGGUUUAUACUUUUGCGAAAGACAUCAAAGAUCUCUCGAGUAUCCAGAUCAAUGAUUACGGCAUGGGCAAGUUGGAGCGUGUGCGACUGGUUACUGGGGAGAAAAUUCUGCCGUUGCCUGAAUGGAUGGAGAGCAGAGUAGAUCUUCGCGCAAACUUUGGUGAGAAGGUCGGUACCAAACGGAAGCAUUCCUCCGGUGACAGCAGCAAAAAGGGCUUCGAGGUUCCAUGGACCGCCCACGUUCGACUGGAAAGCGUUCCGUUGGGUUGUGUGUUGGAGUCUGUUCAGCUGUCGUUCAUCAAUCCGGAUGCCGACGGCAGUCCUGUCGUCAAGAUCAACGUAUCGGCCCAGGAUGCCGGAAAUCUGUACGUGGUCAAUGACAAGCUGAUGAAUAUUAAAGGGCAGACGUAUUCCGAGUGUUGUCGUGGAUUGGGCAUCUUCCGACAGGCGUUCUGCUAUAUCACUCUUCGUGUGCCUCUGCGACUCUUAAUACGCGAACAACUGCAGCAACUGCGUAGCGGUUUGCCCAUCGUCCCCUCUGCGAGCGUUCAGAAAAAUUAUUCCGGUAAAGAUAAUGUGACCCUGAAGUGCGGACAGUCUAGUAUCACUGUAGAUCGGGAAAUCCUGAUCAACAUCUCCGAAGAAAUGGAAUCGGUGUUUGGCAAGAAAAAGUCUAUCGAAGUGAGUGUGUGUAAAAUGGGUGUCAGCAAGGAGGUUAUUCUGGCUGUGCUCGGGUCGGUAGAGGCGCAAACAGAUUAUCAUUCUCUGGAUCCGGACACAACUACGCCGGCCUUCCUGUAUGAUUUAAUGACGCUAUCAACGGACUGGAAUGCUCGAUCUAAACUUUGGACGCAGUUGGCGUUGUUGGAGCGUCUCUGUGCACCGGGUUUUGAUCUGGAACAGGUGCCAAUUGUGGACGCUCUGGAAUGUGUUAAAAAGGAUUAUGACGUAGGUCGAAAUUAUUGUGGCGCGGAAAUGGUGGUUGUUGGGUUUGCUUUCGUGCUGCGCGAUAUGCUUGGUGCCGGUCAUGUGCCAACGCCGAUACGAAUUUCUCUGCAGCGAAUCAUUACCGCGAUCGUAAAGGAUACAGCGCCGAUGAAAUUCGUCGAAUCCAGCGCGGAAAGCGAUGAAGAAGAGGCUCAGCGCAGCUAUCAGCGUAAUACCAGCUGUCAUAAGUACAUCGUAGAUAUGACCGGACGUAUGACGAUCACCAUCAUUAGUCUGACGGGAAAGCACACUUGCAUGGCAGUGUCCAAGGAAGAUACAAUUGAGAAUGUGAAGGCGGCAUAUCAGGAGAUUGAGGGAGUCCCCGUAGAUCAACAGCGGGUAAUGUUUAGUGGGAAACAGCUGGAAGACGGUCGAACACUUUCCGAUUAUGCCAUCCCCGAUGGAGCUAUGUUGCACGGUGUAUUGCGUAUAACCGGUUGUUAAAAUAGGCGUGUCGGCUCUUCGAAACGCUCAUUGUCCUUAUUCGCGUUUUUACCCUUUAAUACGACUAACGGAGUCUUACCAUUAGAAGUUGAAAUAAGAAGUUGCUCUGACUUUGUUAGACGUAUUUUAAAAUAUGAAUGAGCGCAGAUAUGAUGGAUUCAGUGGAAUAAGUGCCUACUGUCUGUACAUCGUUUCUUUCCUUAUUUCUUUAUUUGUUUCUUUACUCUGUAUGUUCGUGCUUGAAGGAGAUUGCUGUACGAGUUUACGCUAUGGUGCAUAACUGCCCUUGGGGAUAAUUUGCUAAAGCAAUAUGGUGUUUAUUUAGAUCCUUCCUUUUGACGACUAUAACCAGCUACUUCGGUUUUGA